AUGGAAAAACAAAUUGGGCAGAUUGCUUUGCAGGUUUCAGAAAGAGCUCCGGGUACAUUUCCUAGUCAAACAGUACCUAAUCCAAGAGGACAAGAAGAAUGCAAUGUUGUACAUACUUUACGGUCUGGCAAAAGUUACGAUAACAGACAUGAAAAUUCUGCUGGAAAUUCGCAGGCAGCAGAACAGCCCCAAACUAAAUUUGCAAUUUUUGCAGAUUUUGCAAUUUCUGCAGAUUCUGGGCAGCUACAAGACAGAUCCGAAAAUACUGCAGAAGUUACCACAAAAGCUGCAGAACAUGUAUAUGAGCCUCCUAUGCCUUAUCCUGAAAGGUUAAAGCCUAAAGCUAAAGAUCAACAGUUGACAGAUUUUAUGAAAACUUUGGCUAAAGUUCUAAUUAAUCUUCCAUUAAUUGAUGCAAUCAAGAACAUUCCAUCUUAUGCCAAAUGUUUGAAGGAUGUUUGCAUAAAGAAAAAGAAGCUCGUUGAUUUUGAAAAAGUGGUUCUUACAGAACAGUGCAGUGAAGGAGAGCUGAAGACAAUCUUCAGUAUUAUUCAAUUGGCUGACCGUUCAACUACCUACCCUAGAGGAGUCAUGAAAGAUGUUAUUGUGAAGGUUGACAAUUUAUAUUUACCAGCUGAUUUUAUGGUGUUGGACAUGGAUGAAGAUUUGACAACACCUAUCAUUUUGGGCCGCCCAUUUCUGGCAACAGCCCGGACUCUUAUUGACGUUGAAGCUGCAACAUUAGCAUUCCGGGUUGAAGAUCAAACUGUUGUUUUCAAGUUGUUUGAAGCAAGCAUACAUUCAGGUGACAAGCAAGAAUGCAUGCAUGUUGAUGCAUUGGAUGGUUUACCAAGUGCCGAGUUUAUGAACAGAUCAUCUACUGACGAUAAAAUAAAGGAGCGAUGCGUGGUGAUGGAAGAGGUGUUGGUGGAAGAGGUGGUGGAUGAGGUGCAAGUGCAUCAUUUGGAGGAGGAGGUAAGGGAUCCCUCACCUGCUUCACCCUAUUUCCUCGUUGUGUAG
Messenger RNA from Malus domestica (apple), 1020 nucleotides. Lineage: Eukaryota; Viridiplantae; Streptophyta; Magnoliopsida; Rosales; Rosaceae. The record is from RefSeq and is a predicted model, not a curated record.